GUCCAUUUUGUUCGUGAACGAGGUUGCGGCGGCAGUUAGCUUCCUACGGUUCACUGGCAGUUAGCUUCUUACCGUUCGUUCGUCCGUCGUAUCGACGGCGUUUUCACUUUUUCGUGGGUAAAAUGUGGCAGUUAUAAUGAAGUUUACGCUAUGCAGGUGUUCGUCGUCAGCGAAAUCGGCAAACGCAAAAUGAAUGACGUAAAAUCGGGACGUAGAAAUGGGAACGUUAUAGCGGUGAAAACGUUGUCAACGGGAUACACUUUCACCGCCAUUUACACUUUCGAGUCAGUAAUAAAGAUAUUCGCUCGAGGAUUCUGCAUAGUUCCUUUCACCUUUUUGAGGGACCCAUGGAAUUGGCUGGACUUCAGUGUCAUUGUUAUGGCAUAUGUGACAGAAUUUAUAGACCUUGGAAACGUCUCGGCACUUAGAACCUUCAGAGUGCUCAGAGCCCUGAAAACCAUCUCAGUUAUACCCGGUCUGAAGACCAUUGUAGGAGCUCUGAUCCAGUCUGUGAAGAAGCUAGCAGAUGUCAUGAUCUUGACCGUCUUUUGCCUCAGCGUGUUUGCACUGAUUGGCCUGCAGCUCUUCAUGGGGCUUUUGCGACAAAAGUGCAUUCGCAGCCUCACGCACUGCGUCGACUCCUCCUAUAGUCCGAAUAUGUCAUUCACCUGCAACAACAGAAGCUGGAACUCCAUGGAUGAUUUUCUAACCAGUGAAGAUAAUUUUUACAAAGUUGAAGGAGCAAAGGAUGCUUUAAUAUGUGGAUAUGGCAGUGAUGCAGGGAAGUGUCCGGAAGGAUUCGACUGCCUGAAGAUUGGAAGAAAUCCAAACUAUGGCUACACCAGCUUUGAUACUUUUGGCUGGGCUUUUCUGGCACUUUUCCGUCUCAUGACCCAAGACUACUGGGAAAAACUAUUUCACCAGACUCUGCGCUCAGCUGGAAAGACCUACAUGGUGUUCUUUGUGCUGGUUAUCUUCCUGGGCUCUUUCUACUUGGUAAAUUUGAUCCUGGCUGUUGUCGCCAUGGCCUAUGAGGAGCAGAAUCAGGCCACCAUUGCCGAGGCCUGGCAGAAGGAGAGGGAGUUUCAAAUGGCCAUGGAGCACCUCCGUCGGGAGCAAAGACUGGCAGCAAAAAGGCAAGCGCAGGAGACGGACUCCAUCUUAUCGCCCGAGUUGUCUCCGUUCUGUACAAAGAUAGGAAGUAUGAGGCGAUGCAGCACUAAGCGAAGACGAUCUCACAGGACGUUAUCAGAAGAAACGGCAGUGGAAGCCGAAGAAAAGCUUGACCCUCUAGACGAGCCAAAGCCUCCUUUGUCUCCCCUGCCAGCCCACCCGCUUCUGGCCACGCUCUCCUCUCACCCGCUCAGCACCAGAAGAGGAAGCCAGAUCAGCAUCUUCAGCUCAUUUCGGGUGCGCAACAACUCGGAGGCUGACUUCGGGGAUGAUGAGUACAGCAUCCACGGGGAUGCUUUCCGAAGCCGCGCCAGUUCAACCGCAACACACUGGAAGAGGAGAGCGGGCAGUGUGAGGAGCCACUGCUCCCAAGUCUUCACCCCAAGUCUCACAGUAAACGGACGGCUCAACGUGUCAUUAGACCACAACGGCGUCACAGCAGCGGGGGCUCACACCCUCAGCUCCCUCCCUGCUUACAGCAUGGAGGGGAUCAAGGAGGACACAAAGCCCACCAAUGAAGGGGGUAUUGUCCAAAGGCCUCUCCUUCAGCCGUCCCCUACAGUGACGGAGCGUCCUCCCGUGCACAGAAAAAGAGGACUGAGCUCCGUCAGCUUUUUCAGCGAUGCCAUGGAUGAGCUGGAGGAGUCCCGACAAAAGUGCAACCCCUGUUGGUACACCUUUGCCAAGAAGUACCUGAUAUGGGACUGCUGCAACUGGUGGCUGAAACUGAAGGAGUGGGUGAAGUUGAUGGUGAUGGAUCCUUUCCUUGACCUUGGCAUCACCAUAUGUAUUGUGUUGAACACCCUCUUCAUGGCCCUGGAACACUACCCCAUGACUGAAGAGUUCAACACCAUGCUCUCAGUGGGAAAUUUGGUGUUCACCGGGAUCUUCACUGCGGAGAUGGUCCUGAAGCUGAUCGCCCUGGACCCGUAUUAUUACUUCCAACAGGGCUGGAACAUUUUUGAUGGCAUUAUUGUUUGCCUUAGUCUGAUGGAGCUGGGGCUUUCCAAUGUUGAGGGGCUAUCUGUUCUUCGCUCCUUCAGACUGUUGCGCGUCUUCAAACUGGCAAAGUCUUGGCCCACCCUCAAUACUCUAAUAAAAAUCAUUGGCAACUCAGUCGGCGCUCUGGGAAACCUGACGCUGGUGUUGGCCAUCAUCGUCUUCAUCUUUGCUGUAGUGGGCAUGCAGCUGUUUGGCAAGAACUACCAGGACUGUGUGUGCAAGAUCUCUCAUGACUGUCAGCUUCCUCGCUGGCACAUGAAGGACUUCUUUCACUCCUUCCUGAUUGUGUUCAGGGUGCUGUGUGGCGAGUGGAUUGAGACCAUGUGGGAUUGUAUGCAAGUAGCUGGGCAACCUCUCUGCAUCCUGGUUUUCAUGCUGGUCAUGGUCAUUGGGAACUUAGUGGUACUGAAUCUCUUCCUCGCCUUGCUGCUCAGCUCUUUCAGCUCUGACAACCUCUCCGCUCCGGAUGAGGACGGUGAUUUGAAUAACAUCCAGAUUGCCAUCGCUCGCAUCCACUCUGGUCUCUCUUGGCUUGCCACAAGCAUCGUCCGCCUCUUCAACCGCACUUCCAAAUGCGGACGCAAGAAAGCCAAAGAGAACUGUCAGGCCACGGCGCUGGUUUCCAAUCACCUGGAAAGCAACGGCGGAGUUUAUGGACGCUAUGGAGAGAAAUACGUCAUACCGGAGGAGGACACCUAUAUGACUAACCCAAACCUGACUGUUAUCGUUCCAAUCGCACCGGGAGAAUCCGAUGUGGAAUUUAUAGAGGAAGAGGACAUAUCAGAGUCAUCGGAGGAUGAAGACCACAAAGAUAAGAUAAGCCUUUCAGAAGGAAGCACGGUCGAUCUGAGGAAGCCGGGUGAGGAGCUGGACAAUUUAUCGGAGCUGGCCGAAGAGUGCAUGGAGCCGGAGGAAUGCUUCCCAGAAAUGUGUGUCAAACACUGCCAGUGCUGCGAUAUCAAUAUCAGCCAAGGUCUCGGCCAGGCGUGGUGGAGACUGAGAAAGACCUGCUACCAGAUUGUGGAACACAGCUGGUUUGAGACCUUCAUCAUUUUCAUGAUCCUGCUCAGCAGUGGAGCUCUGGCCUUCGAGGACAUCUACAUUGAGAAGAGAAAAGUCAUCAAAGUGAUUUUGGAGUAUUCGGACAAGGUGUUCUCCUACAUCUUUGUGCUGGAGAUGUUUCUUAAAUGGAUUGCUUACGGCUUCAAGAAGUAUUUCACCAACUACUGGUGCUGGCUUGACUUUCUCAUUGUGGAUAUCGCAACAGACCGCUCUAUUGUUAGGGUGUCCCUGAUAAGCCUGGUGGCAAACUCACUGGGUUAUUCCGACUUUUCUGCAAUCAAAUCCCUGAGGACGCUCCGGGCUUUGCGGCCUCUCAGAGCUCUAUCCAGAUUUGAGGGCAUGCGGGUGGUCGUGAAUGCUCUGAUUGGAGCCAUCCCCUCUAUCAUGAAUGUGCUGCUCGUGUGCCUCAUCUUUUGGCUCAUCUUCAGCAUCAUGGGAGUCAACCUGUUUGCGGGCAAGUUUGGAAAGUGCGUGAACAGAACCGGCUUCAUCCACAGUUUCCUCGUGGUCAACAACAAAUCAGACUGCAUGGCCAUGAAUGACACUCAGUACUACUGGACAAAGGUGAAGGUCAACUUUGACAACGUGGGACUGGGCUACCUUUCUCUUCUACAAGUGGCAACGUUUAAAGGUUGGAUGGAAAUAAUGCACGCGGCUGUUGAUUCAAGAGGGGUGGAGGAGCAACCCAUCAGAGAAAUCAACCUCUACAUGUAUCUUUACUUUGUCGUCUUCAUCAUAUUUGGUUCCUUCUUCACCCUCAACCUCUUCAUCGGAGUGAUUAUUGACAAUUUCAAUCAGCAGAAAAGAAAGUUAGGUGGACAGGAUAUUUUUAUGACUGAGGAACAGAAGAAAUACUACAAUGCUAUGAAGAAGUUAGGAAGUAAGAAGCCACAAAAGCCAAUACCGAGACCGACGAACAUUCUCCAAGCCUUCUUCUUCGAUCUGGUGUCCAAGCAAGCCUUCGAUAUCAUGAUCAUGAUGCUGAUCAUUGUCAACAUGCUCACGAUGAUGGUGGAGACGGACGAGCAGUCGGAGCGCAUGGAGUCCAUUCUCAACAAGAUCAAUUUGGUCUUCAUUGUGAUCUUUACGGCGGAAUGCCUGAUCAAGAUCUUUGCCCUCCGCUGUUAUUUCUUUACAGUUGCAUGGAACAUCUUUGAUUUUGUGGUGAUCAUCCUCUCCAUUGUGGGGAUCGUUCUGGCCGACAUUAUUGAAAAGUAUUUUGUAUCUCCGACCCUGUUUCGAGUCAUCCGCCUGGCGAGGAUCGGACGUGUACUCCGGCUGAUCCGCGCGGCCAAAGGAAUCAGGACUUUAUUGUUUGCCUUAAUGAUGUCCAUGCCGGCGCUGUUUAACAUCGGCCUCCUGCUUUUCCUCGUCAUGUUCAUCUACGCUAUCUUUGGCAUGGCAAACUUCGCCUACGUGAAAAAACAAGACGGAAUCGACGACAUGUUCAACUUCGAGACCUUUGGGAAUAGCAUGAUCUGCCUUUUCCAGAUCAGCACCUCGGCCGGCUGGGACAACCUCCUGAGCCCGAUCAUGUCCAGCUCCCCGGAUGAGUGCAACGUUAAUUUUGUCAAUACGGGCACAAACACCCGAGGGAACUGCGGCAGCCCCUCCGUGGGCAUCGCUUUCUUUGUAAGCUACAUCAUCAUCUCUUUCCUCAUUGUGGUCAAUAUGUACAUCGCCAUCAUUCUGGAGAACUUCAGCGUCGCCACGGAGGAGAGUACAGAUCCGCUGAGCGAAGAUGACUUUGAGAUGUUUUACGAGGUCUGGGAGAAGUUCGACUCGGAGGCCACGCAGUUCAUCGAGUUCUCCGCGCUGUGCAGCUUUGCGGACACUCUGUCGGAGCCGCUGCGCAUCGCCAAGCCCAAUAAGCUCAAACUGAUCUCCAUGGACCUCCCCAUGGUCAGUGGCAAUAGAAUCCACUGCCUGGAUAUCUUGUUUGCCUUCACCAAGCGAGUGCUGGGAGAGUCGGGGGAGAUGGAUGCCCUCAAACAGCAAAUGGAGGAGAAGUUCAUGACGACCAACCCUUCCAAGGUUUCCCACGAGCCCAUCACUUCCACGCUGCGGCACAAGCUGGAGGAGGUGUCGGCCAUCAUCAUUCAGAGGUGUUACAGGAGGCAUCUGGUGCGCCGGCAGAUGAAGCAGGCCUCUUACCUCUACAGACAAAUCAACUAUGAGUCGGUCGUAGAUGUGGAAAACGCUCCGGAGACAGAGGGGCUCAUAGCAACUAUGAUCCAUCACUACGGGCCCGCGGGAGGGCAAUUUUUAGAGACAACGGAGGGCUCGCUAAUGUCCUCGCCACCUUCUUAUGACAGCGUGACCAGGGCGGCCGGUGACCUUUCGGAUGUCAUCGGAUUAGCCGCGGACUCUGAACUGGGGGAUCUUUGUGAAAACUACGAGGAAACUUUUCUUUGAGGUCAGUUUAAGAGGGGUGUGUUUGUGGGGUUAUUAUUAGUUUUUUUUCCCCCUGCAAAAAUACGCUUCAAGCCAUUUAGGGUCAAGGAGAUUUGCCUGUUUUAAUCGGAAUCAUGCAAAAGUUUAGAAUGUGUUUGAAAUGAGCAGAUUGUCAUAUUGAAACCGUGGUGGGGAGGUUGAGGGCCUUACUUCCGGAGAUACUGCCGAAAUGUUCUUUUGUUUAAACAAUGCCUGGGAGCAACUGAUUGAAUGACGUUCACUACUCAAAAAAGGGAUGCAGACCGGGCGUGAGAUUCCGUUAGAUGGCCAAUUGAUAUGACAGAAUUAUUUCCAUGUUCAUACAUGUUGUGACAUUUGUGUUUGGUGGCGUGCGGUAACAUUUUUCUUUUGUAAAUGGGUGCCUUGGCUCAACGAAGGUUGGGAAACACUGUCGAUGUGCAUCAUACUGAUAGGUCAUGAGGUCAAGUUGCUCACCGAAAUAUUACAAACACCUCUCAGUAGGAAAAAGUACAGGUUGAGAAUCAAGACAAUCGUUUGGUUUGUGAUAUUUUCAUUUCAUUUUUUUUCUACUGCUUUGUCCAUGCGGUGCAGCACUGUUUGUUUAUUAGUUAGUCUUAUUUUAUUCGUUAGUCUAUUUUAGAGAUCACAAUGCUUUGUAGAGUAAUUAGCGACAAGCUAAAAGCUGAUUAAAUCAGAUGCUGCCAAUUGAGCAAUAUAGAGAACGUUGUACUUUGUCGUUAUUUUCCAUUCUUUUAAUGGAUGUGUUCUUUCUUUCUUCAAUACGCCAAACUUUGGCAUUCUCGCCCAGGCAGCGCACUGCAGCAUUGCAGCAAACAAUGGGCCGAGGAACAAUCACCAAAAAAAAAAAAAGGACAAAUGCGGACAUUGUGGCUCUGCGGCCACCUUGAUUUAAUAGAAAAAUGGAAUCUGUUUUGAAGUCAGUUGUUUCCUGCCCUUGUUGCAAUGUAAAAAAAAAAAAAAAACACCCGAACUGUUCAAAAUGAAACAUGUAUGCAAGCAUAACAAAUGAACUGAAUGAUGAUUAAUUACUGAAUAAAAAACCUGGGUGCGCAUUUUAUAGAGCCCUCAGUCAAAUGACACGCUUUAUACUGUCUACUGCACAAAUAGACUCCAAAGACAAUCUCUUUCAAAUGGAUUCCAUGAACAACCAAAACAGAAAUCCAAUGAAAUGGUCUUCAUCAGAAUUUUUGUCUCCCAAAGCAGUUUGAUUUUCUCUCGCUAUGCACAUCACGAGCUCAGUUCGUGUGCCCAAUACAAAGAAGAUCAGGGUGUAAAAAAAAUCCGAAAGCAUGUGCCUGAUUUUGAUUUUCUGUCCGCACACUUCUCUGAAUCUCUUUAAGACCGUUUUAUUGGACCGUUGGAUGCAGCUGCGGGAGAAGCAUGGAUGACAUUAAGAAUUAAUUUUGUAAUAUUAAUCAUGUAAAAAAAAAAAAAAAACAGCAGUUGUACAUGUAAAGGACAUUUGUAAUAAUUUUGUAAUUAAACUAAUGUGUACUAUGUGUAUAUAAAUAACACUUAAGUGACAUGCAUGGCUGUCACAUAACAUCAUCAGAUUAUAUACAUACAUUCUGUUCAUAUCAUGCUGAUUUUUCUAUAUUUUCCUUGCUUGUUUGUAUUGCAUUUAGGUUGUAUCGACUAAAUGUAAUAAAACAUCUUUUCCA
Messenger RNA from Hippocampus comes (tiger tail seahorse), 7334 nucleotides. RefSeq names its product sodium channel protein type 4 subunit alpha-like. Gene Ontology annotation, cellular component: plasma membrane; voltage-gated sodium channel complex. Lineage: Eukaryota; Metazoa; Chordata; Actinopteri; Syngnathiformes; Syngnathidae. Gene Ontology annotation, molecular function: voltage-gated sodium channel activity; protein binding. The coding region runs from base 151 to 5652 and encodes 1833 amino acids. The record is from RefSeq and is a predicted model, not a curated record. Gene Ontology annotation, biological process: membrane depolarization during action potential; neuronal action potential; sodium ion transmembrane transport. The transcript has 25 exons.